Messenger RNA from Pelagomonas calceolata, 1538 nucleotides. The record is from the annotation of a GenBank genome assembly. NCBI's taxonomy places the organism in Eukaryota, Pelagophyceae, Pelagomonadales, Pelagomonadaceae.
ACACUAGCAAACAAGCAGCAGGCGGCCGGGCGGGCGAGGACGCCGCAGGGGUGCUCCCGCGCGGCCGCGAUACACGCAUUGAUACGUUUGGACCGCAUCGUCGCGCCUGCGUAACAGUUGUGCCGCCUAGGAGCGCUUGCCAGCAGCUCCUCAACUGCGACCAGUGUGGUACAGCCGCACAGACGCCGCGGCAGAAGCUGUGCAUGGGAAGGGCUAAGCAUCGCAAGCUCAAGAAAGCCGGUACGAAAACACUGGUGUCCCUGGACAAAAAGCUGCCGAGCCGGCGCCCGCCCGAGCACAAGCGAUUCCGAGAGCAGCAGAUAGCCAAAGAGAAGAUGGCGAAGAAAAAGCGAAAGGCCCCCGGGAGCCACCCGCCGAUCAAGAGCCACGGCGACCUGCCGACGCCGAAGCAGCGCAGCCCCGCCGCCGAGGAGCGCCGCGCGGCCAAGCAGGAGAAGAAGCGCGCGAAGAAGCAGGCGAAGCGCGAGGCCGCGCGGUCGCCGGCCGCCGCCGCCGAGGCGCCCAUGGCGCCGGCCGCGGCACCUGCACAACCGCCGGCGACGCCCAAGCCCCUGUCCAACUGGCUCGGGAAGUUUUUGAGCACGCCGCGGUCUACCGAUAUAAUUGACGCCUCGGGGCUCGAGGACGCUCCGAUGGACGACACGUACAUGCGCGGCUUCGCGGACCGCUGCCGGCAGGAAUCAAAACCGGAGGCGCACGACUCGUCCGACGACGAGUCCGUCCACGUGCCGCCGGCGCCGCCCGUCCAGGAGACGUUUUCCGUGUUCGUGGCCAACGUGCCCUUCGCCGUAAGUGAAGCGCAGGUCCGCGCGGUGUGCGCCGAGCCGGGCGGCCUCGUGGACUUCGACCUGCCUUUAUGUAGAGCCGGCGCGAACGCGGGGCGGCCCGCGGGCUACGCCAUCUCUGCCUAUGCGUCGCGCGACGCGGCGGAAAGGGCGGUCGAGGCGCUGGACGGCCGCGACUUCCUCGGGCGGGAGCUGAGGGCCAAGUUGGAUGAGGAGGGCACGACCACCAAUGGGCGAGCGUCGCCACCGUCCACGAGACGGAAGCCCCCCCAGAAGCGGCCGCGCUACUUCGACGACGGGGGCGACGGCGCGAGACCGGCGCGCCAGUCGAACGUCAUGCGCUGCUUCCUCUGCGCCUCGGACGCGCAUCUGGCGGAGGCCUGCCCGAACCAGCUUUGUAGGAGGUGCCGCCGGCCGGGCCACGUCGCGCGGGACUGCCGGAACCCGCCGCGGCCGAUGCCGGAGCUCUGCACGGCCUGCGGCGCCGUGGGCCACUCGUGGAAGUGGUGCGAGGCCGGCGACGGGGAAGCUAGAUUGUCCGACGGCGCGACGUGCAUGGUCUGUGGGCGCGAGGGCCACCUGAUCUGCGGUGCCGUCGCGGGGCCGUCGACGCACGACGUCUACUGCGCGUGGUGCGCGCGCGCGGGGCACACGGAGCCGUCGUGCCCCAUGAAGCAGGCGGGCGGGCGGCGGUCGCCGACGGGGAGUAGGUUCUAAGUUUGUAUAUCGCGA